AUGAAGGCUUCUAUGAUUACUGCCCUGACCUGGGCCGCCUGCACCAUUGCCACGCCCGUCGGUCUCGGGCUUCGCGACGUUGCCGGCGGGCAGUGCACCUGCGAGGUUGAGACCGUCACUAUCACCGUCCCGGCUCCCACUGAGGUCGGCCCCAUCGGUGGUCCUACCGUGACGGGUCCUGUUGAGACCGGGCCUGCUGGGAGCAAUCCGACCGAGACGGAACCUGCUGAGACGGAACCCGCUGAGACCGAGCCCGCUGAGACCGAGCCCGCUGAGACGGAACCCGCUGAGACCGGCCCUGGUGCGACCGGCCCUGGUGCGACCGGCCCUGGUGCGACCGGCCCUGAUGACAAGUGCCACGGUACCGGUCACCUCAUCCAGGACCUCGGCCCUCAGGUCGGUCGUGCUCUGUAUGUCACCGGUGCCGACGGCGAGAAGUUCCUCGUCCAGGUCAAUGAGGACGUCUACAACCUGCUCUCCGGCAGGGUCUCCCUCAGCGACUCCAUUGGCGAAAUCGUCGGUGACGCUGCUACCCUUGGUGACCUCAUUGCCGACCUCGGCCCCAUCAUCGACUGCAUCCUGACCAUCGUCGGCGAAGACGCCCACAUCCUCCUUGUCCGCCUCGCCCCCGAGAUCGCCGACCUCCUCCGCGGCGCCGGCAUCACCCUCGGCCUCGACGCCAUCAACAACCCAAUCGGUGGCCUCCUCGGUGGCUUGACCGGCGGCCUGCUCACCCGUGACGUCCAGCGCUACACUGUGCAGGGCCAGAGCGGGCCUCUCCCCGUUGCGCUCGACGGCCGUCCUGACCAAGUUCUCCGUGAGAACCACUACUCUGGUCUCAUUGGCUCCGUUAUCGACAUUGCCAUUUCUGUGACCGAGCUCCUGCAGCACCCUCUGGCGCAGGACUCUGAGGACCUCAUCAUUAUUAUUGGUCGUGACACCGGCGCACUGCUGAUCAAGCUUGCUCCUGGUGUUGCUCAGCUGCUCCAUGGCCUCCUUCCUGAACUUGCCACCCCUGUUGGCAGGAUUGUCUACAUCGUUGGUGACAGCCUUUAA
Messenger RNA from Aspergillus mulundensis, 1056 nucleotides. RefSeq lists its product as uncharacterized. The transcript is spliced from 2 exons. NCBI's taxonomy places the organism in Eukaryota, Fungi, Ascomycota, Eurotiomycetes, Eurotiales, Aspergillaceae. Bases 1 to 1056 code for a protein of 351 amino acids. The record is from RefSeq and is a predicted model, not a curated record.